AAGCAGACAUGUUUGCAGGGCUAGUUUUUGCAGCACGCAUGUACAGCUGUUCCUGGUACUGAAAGAGGAUGUACCUUUUCUGGGGUACGCAGUUGCAUGCGUUUGAAACCACAGCUCAAUCAGAUUUUACUCAACCAACGAAGAAAAACAGAAGGUAUAUGGAGGAUGGUAACAUUUUCAUGACCUGAUUUCAACAGGAAGUGACUGAGACAAAGAAGUAAGCAUUUCAUUGAGCACAACUUUGUGCUCAAGGCUUUAAGAAUCACAUGAAAUUUGUCAAAUGAAACUACAAGUUACAGUUUUCAACAACAAAAAUGGAGCAAAAUAUUGUGGAUUUGCUUAAGGAUGCAUUUUCAGAAAUUGAUUUUGAGCAUCCACCGUCAGACGAGGACAAGAACACUUCACAAACAGCGCUAGUUAUGGAUGAGGAUAUAGAAGAUGUGAUUAAUGCUAGUAAACUCUGGACUUCAGAACAAGGUUCAGAUGAGAAUUUCACUACUGUUUAUAAACAAGAAGAAAAUGAAGCAAGCUCUGAUAUCUGUGAGAAUGAGUCAAGUGUUUUAUUGUCUAUCAACACACAGGCUACAUAUUGUUUCUCUCAUGAUGAAAUAAAUAAUGAUCGGGUUGUAAACAUGAUGAUGGCAGAAGCACAACAACUAAACCAUGCAGCUGGAGAGUGUACUGCAGAGGAAGGAAACAUGCAAAGUGACAUAGAAGCAGAUGUUUCUGAAAAGGAUCUCACAGAGGAGGAACAUAUUGAAACGUUGAAUGUAGAAUAUGAGCCACAGAUGUCACCUCCAAUGUCCAGAGAGUGUCAAACACCUGAAGAGAUGUCAUUCAGUUCGGAUGAAGAAUUACCAAAGAACUACAGCACGACCCGAUCUGAAUCUGUUGAUAAGAAGGAGGAAUCUUUCCUUGCAACGAGUCCAAAUAUCCCUGACAAAAAUGUCAAAGAUGAUAUGAAAGAGUUUACAGAGGAAGAUCAAGAACACAUCGAGGAAAGCCUUGCAGAUUAUCCAUCGGAUUUAUCACACAGUGAAAGUGAAGAACCUGCUGAAAACGCUACAGCGCAGCCGUUCACCCGAACAGGCCUCAGCCCUAGUGAUAAUCACGCCACAAACAUGAUAGAAGAGGUGGUCGAUGCAGAACAUGUGAACUUGCAAAACAAAGACAGUCCUGACCUGGAUUAUAAUUCUGGAAUUAAGGGCGUGGAGGUUGAGCUGAUCUCUGCAUCAGUAGAUGUUGAUCUGUCUUUCCAGAGAGGGAGCUUUGAUGAAGAUGAUGUACAAGAAUAUUUAACAAAUGAUAUAAAGACAGAGGAAGAUGUAAAGAAUAUGGAGGAUGCUGGAGAUCUAAGUGAUGUUAGUGAUCAAACAGACAACAUCAGUGAGAGUAGCAGUGACGAUCGAAGCUCAAGCCGAGAAGAAACGAAAUUUCUCUCAUCAGUAAAGCAGGAAGAGGAAAAGAAUCAUGUUACACAGUAUAACUACUCAACAGAGGACAUGCUGAGGAUGGAUAAUGAUAUUGGUUACAUAUGUAAAAACACAGGGGACUUGGAUGCUCUCAGUUCUGAGAAAAAGGACGUGAAGCAGUUAUUAUUCUGGGAAAGUGGCUUCACAAACCCAAGCUCAUGUUAUGAGGAAUCCAGUACCGAGCUAUGCCAUAGCAUAGAACCAGUCCAAUCAGACACAGCCCUAAAAGACCAUGAAGUAUCAUCUCCAGAGGCUUCAGAUAAUGUAGAGGACACCAAAAAUGCAAUAACUGAUGUUUUGUGGACCUCAUCACUGCUCCUGGAUGAAGACAACCUGCACAUAGAAGAGUACGACUGGGAUUUGACUGGUGAAGAUUCAUUUGCAAUCAAUUCAGUCGAAGGAGAAAACCAAGAAAAUGAAGAAGACUUAGACAUGGAAGAGUUAGACAUUGAUGACAAUGAGGAAGAGAACGAGAGGGACUGGGAGCUGGAGAAAACUAGAAUUGAGGCAUUUUAUCAGUUCUAUGGAGAUCAGGCUGAGCCAGAUGGUGAAGUGGGCAGGAACCCUAAGGUUUCCUUUCUUUUGGAUCAGGAAUCUUCAUCAUCAGAACGUGAAGAGGAUUCUGACAGUACUGAAGAGGAACUGGACUCAGAUCUAAACAUACCAGAUCUCAACACAUCAAAACCAGAGUAUCACAGCGAGUCAGAUGAUGACCCCCUGGAGAACCCUUACUACCUUGAGAGGUCAAAGCUGCAACCAAAGGAACAGCAACCUGUGAAUGUACCGGUGAAGCAACCUCCCCAGAGAAACAAGUGUCUUGCUGUGCUGAAGUCCACCUUAGCGUUUGGCCUUCUGACAGCAAUAGGCGUCGUAUCAUUCUGGUGGGCAACAGAAAACAUGGAACGGAGUUACUGAUUCUCAACUUAUUGUUCCUGGUUGAGAAAACAAAAACGUGAAUCAGCAUUAUACUGAUUAUAUAAUAUAUUAUAUUAUGUAAAUGUGUGUCUUACCUUUUGGGUGUAGUUAUAAAGGCAAAAUGGGAUGUUUUCUGAAAUAGUUUAGUAAUGUAUGUAAAAUAGACAGUAGGCAAAUUCAGUGUACUUUGGACCAACUUUAUUUCUCAUUAAUAUUGCAGCUUUCCAACAUGCUCUAGAAAAAAAACAUUUUAAAUGUUAUAAAAAGUUUUUUUGCCUUAACAUAAUAGCUCUUGGUCACUUUUAGUGCCACCGGUUUGGGCAUCAAAGAAAAGAUUUUAGUUUGAAUGCAAGACGUUUUUAGUAUUAUCUACUGGCACAGAAUCCUGUAAUACCGAUAUCACUGAAGUCAGACUCCUCUAAACAUGCCAUGCAGUUAGUGUAAAAACCUUUACUGGGACUGGAAUACUUCGAGGGGUCUUUAGUAACGCAUAAUGUAUGAUUAGUUGUGUCAUUACUAUGAAACCAAAAUUCGUUGCAUGUGGACUAAAACUUAGGUCUGAAAGCUUUGCUUGUAUGAUUAUGCUAAUAAUAAUGCUUUUACUUACAGAAUGUGGAAUGUUGGUAUAUAUAUCACAAGCUGCCAGUCAAAAGUAUGUUAACCACUCUUUCUUACAGGUUUUUUUUAUGUAUUUAUAACAAUAAAUAUAAGACGUUUACUUGAAUGAUGAGUAACCUUUGAUCAGAUUGGAAUUUCGAUACAGAUUGGCAUGGUGUUGCUUCUAAGUUAAUCCAGAUAAUGAUUAUAAUAAACAUUGAAUGUAAAAUGUAAACAUUUUUGCCUGUAAAAACUCCUGUAAGUGUAUCAAUAAAAAUAAAGUACAUGCUAGAUUUAUAAAUA
Molecule: messenger RNA, 3287 nt
Organism: Tachysurus fulvidraco (yellow catfish)
Lineage: Eukaryota; Metazoa; Chordata; Actinopteri; Siluriformes; Bagridae
Product: enolase-phosphatase E1
Exons: 7
Coding region: 315-2387 (690 amino acids)
Source: RefSeq, a predicted model, not a curated record